This is a messenger RNA of Phalaenopsis equestris, 1597 nucleotides long. Its product is annotated as queuine tRNA-ribosyltransferase catalytic subunit 1-like. Gene Ontology annotation, molecular function: tRNA-guanosine(34) queuine transglycosylase activity. The transcript is spliced from 16 exons. NCBI's taxonomy places the organism in Eukaryota, Viridiplantae, Streptophyta, Magnoliopsida, Asparagales, Orchidaceae. The coding region runs from base 282 to 1478 and encodes 398 amino acids. Gene Ontology annotation, cellular component: cytosol. The record is from RefSeq and is a predicted model, not a curated record.
CUUUGGCUCAUCAGCUGUCCCCGAUCCCUUCUCCUCCCCUCACUGACUGUAGCCGCCGUCCUUGCUAGUGGCUCUUCUCCUCCAGCUUUCUCUACCCUCACUUCCUUCCUUCCUCGUUGAAAAAAAUGCGGCAAACGGAAGCUCGAUAAACCUGUAAGUUUUUAAGAUCGGAAAAAAAGGUCGAUGAAACCUUUCCAGUCAUCAAACUUUCAUUCAUUUUUUGAGUGGAAGCACGCGAGCUAAUGUUACUUCUACGCUGACUUCGGUGAAAUUGUCUUCCGAUGGCGCUUUCAUUCGAGAUUGUUGGUAGGUUUAACCGCGCUCGAGCAGCUCAACUAACACUCCCUCAUUUUAUAUGCCAAACACCACUUUUUAUGCCUGUCGGCACACAAGGUACCAUAAAAGGUUUAACUAAUAGCCAGCUGGAGGAAAUUGGCUGUCAGAUUAUUUUGGGGAACACUUACCAUUUGGCUCUUCGUCCUGGUGCGGACUUGAUAGAUGAUAUGGGUGGUCUACACAAAUUUAUGAACUGGAAAAGAGCAUUACUUACUGAUUCUGGUGGUUUUCAAAUGGUUUCCCUGUUGCAUUUGGCUGACAUUACUGAAGAGGGAGUUACGUUUCAGUCUCCUACUGAUGGGAAGCCUAUGCUAUUAACUCCAGAAGAAUCAAUCCGAAUCCAGAACAAAAUUGGAGCUGAUAUCAUAAUGGCUCUUGAUGAUGUUGUAAGGACCACAAUCACUGGCCCUAGAAUUGAGGAGGCUAUGAAUCGAACUCUUCGUUGGAUUGACAGAUGCAUUGCGGCUCAUAAAAGACCUGAAGUGCAAAACUUAUUCGGUAUUGUACAAGGAGGACUUGAUCCGACUCUCAGAGAUACAUGUGUGAAGGGCCUUGUUAGCCGCAAUUUACCUGGCUAUGCUAUUGGCGGUCUUGCAGGAGGAGAAGAUAAAGACUCCUUUUGGCGUGUUGUUGCCCAAUGCACUGCUGCCCUUCCAGAGGAUAAGCCUCGUUAUGUGAUGGGUGUUGGUUAUCCGCUUGAUAUUGUGGUUUGCAGCGCUUUAGGUGCAGACAUGUAUGAUUGUGUUUAUCCUACACGUACUGCCCGCUUUGGCACAGCACUCAUACCUGAGGGUGUACUGAAGUUAACACACAUGGCAAUGGCCAGCGAUGAGCGUCCAAUUGAUAGUACAUGUAUUUGUAUGGUAUGUAAGAAUUAUACACGAGCUUACAUUCACUGUCUCGUAACAAAAUAUCCCAUGGGUUCUCAGCUUCUAUCAUAUCACAAUCUUUCAUAUAUGAUGAGGCUAAGCCGGGAUCUUCACUCAUCAAUACUAGAGGGCCGGUUCCCAGAGUUCGUGCAAGGAUUUCUACGCACACAGUUUCCUAAAGGCGAUGUUCCAUUAUGGGUAUGCAAUGCUAUGGAGGUUGCUGGUAUUGACAUCUCAUCUUGUUGUGCUCCUAAUCAAUCUUCUCAUGCUUAGCUGAAACUUUCCAGUUAUAGAUACUACGAGCUAUAUUGAUUUACCCACAAUAGCUGAUUUAUUUUUAGGAGAUUUUUUUUUUAUUAAAUCUGUAAUUUUAAUCAUUGCUCAAUUAUUUU